Molecule: messenger RNA, 631 nt
Organism: Drosophila obscura
Lineage: Eukaryota; Metazoa; Arthropoda; Insecta; Diptera; Drosophilidae
Exons: 1
Coding region: 82-471 (129 amino acids)
Source: RefSeq, a predicted model, not a curated record
AAUCGAUAUCUCCAUUGAAGCAUCUCUGUCGUAUGCGUAAAUCGUCAUUUAUUUAGUUUUUGUUUUUAGACAUUUCACAAAAUGUUUUCGGUCUUUGGCAAGCGCAAGCCCGCCGCCACACCCACAGAGGAGGCCAUCCAAGGUCCUGCAGAUGUUCCACGCCCCAGCGGUGUCGAUGACUUUGUGUUCAUCGACCGAAAGCCUAGCCCAGAUCAUGGCAGGACUUAUCCGCCCGCGAUGCCCUUCACGGCGCCAGUUGGUGGUGGCGGCGGCGGCCCCCAAAGCUACAACUAUCUGGACGAUAUACCCUUUCAGCUGUCGCCGCAACUGACCACCAAGGCCGCCAGCCUGAGUGCCGAGCAGCAGAUGGACGCCGCCCUGGCGCUGCUAACGCGCCAGGUGUCCGUCGAUCGUCUGGCCGAGGAGUACACCUUCGCCCUGGAGCGGUCCGUGCAGAAGGAUAGCCGCUAGCAGAGCAAAUUAAAUGUAUAUUUUAGUCACAAAUUAGCUUUAACAUUGAAUUAGUUUUAAUGGCCCGAUCUGGAAUAAAGGAUUGAAUGUGGUAGGCCGAGAGAUUUGUGGUGGGCAGAGAGGCGACCCGUCUCUCGUUCGUUCAACAUUCAACAUACAA